AUGUCAGUUAGUUUUGGAUGGAUAGCCGGCUAUAUAGCGUUACCUGCCUGUGCCUGGCUUUUACAUGACUACCAGUACCUCCAAGCUAUACCCACAUCGAUAGCAUUAAUUUUUAUGUGCACCUGGCUAUUGACAAUACCGGAGUCGCCAAGGUGGCAACUGACUAAUAAUCAAAUUGAAAAGGCCCGGCUCACAAUCGCUAAAGCUGCUAAAAUGAAUGGAAGGAUAACUAACCCGGACUACAUGGGCGAUAAAUUCAAUCAACUAAAACUUAACACAGAAAUGUCUCAAAACACGGCAAAAGGUCAACAGCACCGGACCAUACUGGACCUACUGUCCCACCGAGUGAUGCGAAACUAUACCCUCAUAUUCUGGGUGUCAUUUGCUGUGAACGCAUUCAUAUAUCACGGAAUAUCGCUGAAUGUCCAGCAAAUCGGCGGUAAUCUGUACGUAAACUUUGCCAUCGCAGGGCUGGUGGAGAUACCGUCCCUCAUACUCAACAUCGUAGGCCUUAGACACGUGGGCCGUAAAGCGUUUACCAUUACUACUAUGCUGUUGGCAUCCCUUUCCUAUUUGACUAUUGUAGGGCUGGGCGCCUAUAAGGAACCUAUGGGCGCUAGCUACGAAACUGUGAAAUUGGUGCUGGCUAUGCAUACGGGGAUCGGGAGCUGUANUUAUAUACAUUCGGGCGAAAUAUUUCCCACUGUAUUGAGGCAUACGGGGAUCGGGAGCUGUAGUAUAGCCGCCCGUAUUGGCUCAAUACUGGCGCCGUUUGUUAAGGAAAUGACUAAGGACAGGGAGAUACCCGACAAUAUGAAUGAUGUCGAGGAGCUGAGAGACUUAGGGCGCCGACACUCCGAUGGAUAUAAACAUACGACUAGUGAACUACAGACACGUGAAAAGCAAACAAAUCAAUUAUAA
This is a messenger RNA of Oppiella nova, 921 nucleotides long. The record is from the annotation of a GenBank genome assembly. Lineage: Eukaryota; Metazoa; Arthropoda; Arachnida; Sarcoptiformes; Oppiidae.